Caenorhabditis angaria is the source of this 956-nucleotide messenger RNA. NCBI's taxonomy places the organism in Eukaryota, Metazoa, Nematoda, Chromadorea, Rhabditida, Rhabditidae. The record is from the annotation of a GenBank genome assembly.
AUGGGAAAUAAUGCGAGUUCGUUGAGCGAAUUGAAUUUGUUUUCAAAGGGCGGAGUUUUUACACGUGAACAAUUGGAUGAAUAUCAGGUGAGCUGAGGAAUUUUGAAAAAAAAAUGAAAAUUGGGUCUUGAAUAGAAAUACAGUAAUCCGAACUUCAAAAUUCCGGAAGGAUUACGGUAGAUGGAGAAAUACCACGUGGAAAAAUCCACAGUAAUCCUAACCAUUUUUUAAACUUUUUUUUAAGUUAUAGUAAAUGUGGUGGAUUUUAGAUAUACAGUAAUCCGGCCUGCAAAACCCGCACGUAGAUCAAUUUUUCCCAAAAUCAACAAAAUCGGUAUUCAAAAACGUGGAUUUUUUUCAGGAUUGCACAUUUUUCACACGAAAAGAUAUAAUUCGACUUUAUAAACGAUUUUACGCUUUGAAUCCACACAAAGUUCCAACAAAUAUGCAAGGAAACCGACCAGCAAUAAUUACGCUAACUUAUGAGGAAAUUGAGAAAAUGCCCGAAUUGAAGGUAGGCUGUUAGUUGCCACGUGGAAAUUAUUUAACAUAGAUGUUUGAAAAAUCAUAAACAUUUUUAUAAUUUUCAGGAAAAUCCAUUCAAACGUCGAAUUUGUGAAGUGUUUUCUGAAGAUGGCCGCGGAAAUUUGAGUUUCGAUGAUUUUUUGGAUAUGUUUUCAGUUUUCUCAGAAAUGGCUCCACUUCAACUAAAACUGAAAUACGCGUUCAAAAUCUACGAUUAUGAUGGAGAUGAUCAUUUGGGACACGAUGAUUUGAGUAAAAUGAUUCGAAGUUUGACACGAGAUGAAUUGAGUGAUGAAGAAGUUGAAUUUAUAAUUGAACGAGUUAUUGAAGAGGCAGAUUUGGAUGGUGAUGAUAGAAUUAAUUUUGCCGAAUUUGAACAUGUUGUUUCGAGAUCGCCUGAUUUUAUAAGAACUUUUCAUAUUAGGAUUUGA